This is a messenger RNA of Musca vetustissima, 678 nucleotides long. Its product is annotated as UPF0598 protein CG30010. Lineage: Eukaryota; Metazoa; Arthropoda; Insecta; Diptera; Muscidae. The transcript has 2 exons. The record is from RefSeq and is a predicted model, not a curated record. The coding region runs from base 1 to 678 and encodes 225 amino acids.
AUGAUACUGAAAAGGCUAAAAUAUCCUCUUUAUUUCCUUCUCAGGAAUACACUAAUACCAACAAAGCGUUAUCAAAGUACGGUGGAAUAUAUCCAGGGACAGGAACCGGAACCCAAAAUACGUGAAUAUUUCUAUUACAUAGAUCAUGAGGGAAUGCUCUUUUUAGACGAUGCCAAAAUGAAAAAUUUCACAUCCUGUUUCAAGGAGAAAAAAUUUCUGAAAUUCUUUUUCGAUCGUGUUAAAUUUAACGAUACCAAACGUUAUCGUGAUGAGUUUCCCUAUCUCUCACCCUGUGGCAGGGAACGAAAUUUCAUCAGAUGUGAUGAUACUCCCAUUGUUUUUACUCAUGUUAUGGAAGAUAAUGAGCAGCAGGGUCAAGAUAAAUUGUUGUAUAAUCAUGCUGGAGAUGUUUUAAAAAUUGAUUUUGAACCGGAGAAAAUCUAUAUGAAUCCCGAUACGGGUAGGGUAUAUCAUCCAUAUCCCUUGGCCAAGGUGGGAUCUAUUGGUUUAAUACGCUCAAAACUAUCCAUUGAAUUAAGUCGAUUUUUUGAAUUCGAGAAGGGCGAACAGCAUGGGCCAACACACAUUUGGUGGAAGGAUAAAAAACUUUUAUUACAAAAUAAUUGGUUUUCUAAUACACAGCGUUAUGGUGUAAACUCUAACAGGGAAAUACAAUAA